Molecule: messenger RNA, 2054 nt
Organism: Durusdinium trenchii
Lineage: Eukaryota; Dinophyceae; Suessiales; Symbiodiniaceae
Source: the annotation of a GenBank genome assembly
CAUCCAGUGACCAACGGUGGGAACGGCUUCAUCCGGCGCCGCCCGGCGCCGCCAUCGCCGUCAUGUCCUUCGCCCAGCUAAGCUGUCACUGAAUCCCAGGUGCCAUGACGCAAACUUGGAUGAAUCAACGCUUCCAAUGCUUGGCCCCCACAGACUUCGAAGAGGGAGUGCACUUCGUGAGCAUCGGCAACGUGUCGCCGCUGUCGGAGGUGCAGAAUAUUUGGAGCGCCUUGGGCAAGGGGCAGGAUGCUAGUACACUGGUGCCAAGCCUAAAGGCCAAAAGGGUGCUGUUCAUUUUUGCGAGUCCCAUCGAUCAGGGCCAGGUGGCGAAGCUCCGAGAGCUCAUUCAAUGUUUGGACGCCACGGAUGCACCGCCCAUGCGCGGGUCCCCCAAGAUGCCCGGUCCGGGGUCGCGGACCCGGUGGAGGGUUUGGGCACCUCAUACCGUUCCGCCCGAGAUACGACCACACCAAGCCAUCGUGGACCCGCAAGUCAACGAUGGACCCAGCAGCGUGAGUAGCUUGAUGGAGCUGGGGCUGGAUGGUAUCGUGUCUGGUGAGCCACAGGGUGAAGCCUUAGCAUUGGUCUUGGGCAUGUGGGUGCAGAAGUUGGAGAUCGCCGCCGAGACCGUGGCGGAGUUGAUGGCGCAACGCCGCCGGAAGGCGGCCAACGUGGAGUACUACAAGGGUCACACCGACAGCCUGUUGUGGGACUACCUGAGAAGUCGGAUGGCGCCGGUGAUCCCUCCAUGCGACCGGUAUUUGCAAGCAGGUGAGCCAGACCACCUGGAUGGUUGGGCCUUCGGCAGUUGUCGGCGGACGGCCAAUGGUCUUAUCUAUCGGCUGAACCGACGGCGGCCCGAGAGCUCUGGACUGGGCGGCAGCAAGAAGGAAGUGGCGUUCUUGGUCGACAAGCAGAAGAUUCGGAACAUCACACAGAUGAUGGCUCUGAAGCGCAUGGUAGAUGCUUUGUGGAUGGUGAGCUGUGAAAAGUGGCAGCAUCCCAAUAUCCAGAGGCUGUUCCAGGUCUACCACUCUCCGACGCACAUCAUCAUGCGGAUGGAGUACGCGGGCGCUGGCAGUCUCCAUGAUCGCCUGUGCCGCGUCGAGCGCAGGCCCUUGUCCUUUGCCAAGGCGGCCCAGCUCUUACAGCAGCUCUUCCGAGCCGUUUCGCAUCUCCACCUUGGGCCCAAAGUGUGCCACAGAGACAUUAAGCCCGAAAGCUUCGACUUGCACGAGACGGUGGAGAUGAUCUCUUUGAAGUUGACCAACUUUCAACUGGCCUUUGUCGCCGAGGACUGCUGGUGUACGCAACAGUGUGGCACCGUGCCCUUUGUGGCACCGGAGAUCCUCAAGGGGGAGAGGUAUGAUGGAAUGGCUGCUGAUAUGUGGGGCGUGGGCAUCACGGUGAUCGAGAUCCUUUGCGGCUCCCGAAGCGUGGACAAGGUCCUGGGAAUCGAGGAGAAGGUGAAGUCUUUCCCCGAUGAGACCUUUCUGGCCAACCUCUUGGAAGUCUUCCAAGAGCCGGGCUCCGCCUCGCGCAUCCUGCAAAGCAGCUGCUUCCCGGAGUUCCAGGGUUUUCGCCUCACCCUUUCGCCUUGGCUCAACGCACUGCUGGCAGUGGAGCCUGAGGAGCGGCUGGGAGCCAGUGACUUGGCCUUGGCGGCGGAACAACUCCCCAAAGGCCCUCCCACUGCUCCGCCCGUGUCGCCAGCUCCCCUGCCGCUCCGUGAUGAAGAUGAACAGUCGGUACAAUGGCUGGAGGAUGAGACUUACGGGAACCUCACCUCCGAACGUGAUGGGCCAGAGGAGCUGGCAGCGGGGUCACCACCGCUUGUGCGGAACGAGUCAGCCAAGACACAGGGGACCUUCCAAGGUCAUGGGCUGCCAUCUGAAGAUUGAGAUCCUUCUGCAUCGAUCGACUGUCUCAUCGUCCGCCUGUCAUAGCCUCGAGAGGGGAUCAAGCUGGUGCAGUGAAGAAGAAGCUGAGACAUCGGAUGUUGACAACUGACAACUUCCAACGUCCUUUGAAAUGCUGUGAACACCAUUUUGGAG